AUGGCACGGUCACUCGGCAUAAGGCGAGAUAGAGAAUACUGGCUAAAUCAAAUACAGAGGGAAAUAUUUUAUAGAGGAGUGAGUGAUUUGGGAGAGAUAAGGGAAGAUAUACAAGGACGAAUUGGGGAUCAAAGAAGCACGGCGACCGAGGAUGAAGAAAGAAACACAGAGGAGGUUGCAGAGGAGGAUCGAUUGUGUAAAGCUAUAUGUGAUAACAAAUGGGAAAUUGCAAAAGCAUUCUUAGAGGAAAAGCCAUAUGCCUUGACCUCAAAAAUUACUGCUUCAGGCAAAACACCAUUUCAUGUGGCUGCCUUGUUUGGGCAUGUCCACAUAAUGGAGGAGUUGCUGAAACUGUUAGAGAAUCCAGAAUUCCUAGAAACUGUUGAUGAUUUUGGCAAUACGCCACUCUUAAUUGCCACCGUCAAUGGAAGCAUUGAAGUUGCCAAAUGUCUAGUGGACAAGAAUUCCUACCUACUUUGCAUUCCAAACUACUCAACAUAUGAACUUCCUGUUACAUCGGCUUUUGUCAGUGGUCAUCAUGAAAUGGGACGUUAUCUUUAUUCUCAAACUCCAUUGGAAUACCUCCAACCCCGCUAUCUUGGUCGUCCUCUUGGUCCUACUCUGCUUCGUCGUUGUUUGCAAACACAAUGUUUCGAUAUCGCUCACCACUUGCUUAGCCAAUGCCAGGAAUUGCUUUUUGCGUAUGAUAAUGAGGGUCGGAUGCCAAUUCACAGCAUCGCAUCCAUGACUUCUACAAUUCCUAGCCCAACUGAACUUGUCUUCUGGAAACGAUGGAUCUAUGACUAUAUAGAUACAAAUUCAACCCCAAGUUUCGAAAGUGCUUCUUUACCCAUCCAACAUGAAGGCGAAGACACAGCGAAAAGAAAACAGGGGAAACUAAUAGGGCCAGUUGCAGCAGGACAUCGUUUGCUUCAAUGGCUCAUCUUCUCUACUUAUAAUUUUAUAGGAAUCAAGAAAAUAAAAGAGAUGAAGUUACUGCAAGCACAAGCAAAUAAACUUGUUGAUCUAGUUUGUAGGAAUGCAAGCAAAGAAGAUGAAGUGCAAACUAUAGCAAAUGCGUUAUUUUUGGCAGCGAAAGAAGGGAACGUUGAGUUUGUGGUUAAAAUUUCAAAGGCAAAUCCUGAAAUCUUGCUCACUGGGGACGACUCAUAUCGAAACAUUUUCUACCAUGCCAUUGAGCAUCGACAAGCUAGGGUUUUCAACCUAAUCAAUGGGCUUCGCUUCAAGGAUGCCUUUGCUUGUGGCAAAGAUAAAGAUGGAAAUACUUUGCUGCAUGCGGCAGCUGCAAAGGCUCCUGACAUCAUUCUUAACCGCAUCUAUGGACCAGCGUUACAAAUGCAAAGAGAAUUGCAAUGGUUCAAGGAGGUCGAGGGGAUAAUGCCUCCAAGCUUUAGGGUACUUCAAAACAAUGGGGGUGAAACUGCUGAAGAAUCAUUUAGAGAACAGGGACUUCAAAGCAAUAAAGAAGAAGCAUUCCUCAAUUUCUUGCCUUCAAAGUUUCUUUUCGGUGUUUCUACACUUCUUAUCUCCAUGGUGGCUAUGAUCAUCACAUUUCUCUCUGCCAUUCGCCUCACGCUGAAGCACUCAAACUAUCAUGGGGCUAUCCUUCCCAUUAUUUUAUUCACAAGUGUUCCCAUCUCUUAUUCUCUGUUGUCCCUAAUUCCUGUUGUUCGUAAUACUGCCUCUUCUGCUUAUGGGACUGUCUUUGAUAGGAAAGUGAGACUAUGGUAUUUGUAA
Neltuma alba is the source of this 1758-nucleotide messenger RNA. RefSeq lists its product as uncharacterized. The record is from RefSeq and is a predicted model, not a curated record. Gene Ontology annotation, molecular function: protein binding. Gene Ontology annotation, cellular component: membrane. NCBI's taxonomy places the organism in Eukaryota, Viridiplantae, Streptophyta, Magnoliopsida, Fabales, Fabaceae. Bases 1 to 1758 code for a protein of 585 amino acids. The transcript is spliced from 7 exons.